AUGCCUCCAGCAUCCACUCUAGAGCACGACUCGCCUUUGUCAGCGCUCCAGCGCGAAGCCGAAAUGGACCUGGACAGUGAGGUCGAAGACCUUCUCGACGCAGGAACUCGCACAGAUUCCGGGACGAAGAUGCGUGCAUGGCGGCGGAACGUCGAUCAGCGGGCGAUCGAAUCAAGCGAAGAAGCAGAGGAUGGCAAUGAUGAUGAUGAUGAUGAUGAUGAUAAUGAGAGUGAUGUCGCCGGGCCUGGCGGAGAUGAUGAUCCAGCGACACCACGCAGUGCAGGACCGACGCACGAGCAGAUGAUGCAGAUUUUCCCUUCCAUUAAGCAGGCAGCCAGCACCACCUACGGAAUGCAAGACCUGGAGCCUGAGAUUGCCCGCCGACCGAGUAAGCUCAAGCAUAACCGCUACCAAACCCACCAACUCCGCCACCUCAGUUCCACCAAAAGCCAAAGCACCACCCUCCUCUCCUUGUCAACAAUGAUGGGCCUCUUCGCACUCCUCCCGGGUGAAUUAAGGAAUACCAUCUACCGCCUCGCCUUCGUCCCGCCACCCUCCCACCAACCCGUCCAAAUCACCGGCUCAGACCUCAUCUGCGGUCUAGGCGCUUGCGUUCAUAGCAAAGCUUCCGUGGCGGCGCCGGGUAUGGCGUCGACGUGUAAGAAGGUUAGGGAGGAAUUGAUGCCGAUUUAUUGCGCGGAGAAUGAGUUUGGGUUUGAUGCGGUGAUGGUUAGGAAUCGGUGUGUUGGGGCUUGGUUAAAGGGGUUGGGGGGUUAUGCUGGAUUGGUUAGGCGGGUGGGGGUUGAUGUUUUGGUUUUGGAGCGGAGGGGUGGUGUUGGUGGUGGUGGUGGGGGGAUGGUGGGGAGGAUGGGGAGGAUUCGGGUGGAGUGUCCGAUUGCGAGGGGGGAUGGGAGGUUUGAGGUGGGGUUUAGUGAGAUUAUUCCGAGGGAGAAACUUGAGGCUAGUGAGUUGGAGGGGUAUGUUGGUAAGAUGAAUGAUGAGGUUUAUGUUGAUGGGCGGGGGGGGUCAGGUCGGGAAGCUGUGUUGGUUUUUGGACAGCGAUGA
This is a messenger RNA of Recurvomyces mirabilis, 1065 nucleotides long. RefSeq lists its product as uncharacterized. NCBI's taxonomy places the organism in Eukaryota, Fungi, Ascomycota, Dothideomycetes, Mycosphaerellales, Teratosphaeriaceae. The transcript has a single exon. The coding region runs from base 1 to 1065 and encodes 354 amino acids. The record is from RefSeq and is a predicted model, not a curated record.